Metarhizium album ARSEF 1941 is the source of this 867-nucleotide messenger RNA. RefSeq names its product Endonuclease/Exonuclease/phosphatase family protein. NCBI's taxonomy places the organism in Eukaryota, Fungi, Ascomycota, Sordariomycetes, Hypocreales, Clavicipitaceae. The transcript has a single exon. The record is from RefSeq and is a predicted model, not a curated record. Gene Ontology annotation, molecular function: 3'-5'-RNA exonuclease activity. Bases 1 to 867 code for a protein of 288 amino acids.
AUGAACAUCCAUACCAAGCAUGCGACCAUGCCCGUCAGGCUCGUCAGCUUCAAUAUUCGGUAUGCCGCCAAGCGGGAUGAGCGUUCGCUGGGUGAGCAGCCAUGGGACGUGCGGUGUCCCAAAGUGUGCGCUCAGAUACGCUUCGUCACUGCAGGCCACGAGGGCCCAUUCAUCUGUCUGCAAGAGAGCUUGUAUUCCCAGCUGAAAGACAUCCAGACUGAACUCGGUGAGCCCUGGGCGCACAUUGGUCGUGGGCGGGGAGCGGGAGAAACCGAUGGGGAGUUCUCACCCAUCUUCUACCGCUCCGAUGCUUGGGCCUGCGAGCAUAGUGAGACGCGAUGGCUCAGCGAGACUCCCGAGAAGCCCUCCCGGGGCUGGGACGCGGCGCUCAACAGAAUCGUCACGGUUGGACUCUUCUCCCAUAGGGCAAACGGCACAAAGGUUGUCGUCAUGAGCACUCACUUUGACCAUGUCGGUGCUGAGGCUCGUAAGAAUAGCGCCAAGCUUCUCAUCAAGUUUGCCAACGAAUGGGGUCGCGGAAAAGGCGAACCGCCAUCCGUCCUUCUCAUCGGUGGCGAUUUCAACAGCCAGCCCGAUGAUGAAGCAUACAAGACGAUAACAGCGCCAGGGUCCGGCAUGUCAGACAUCUCCGAUCUCGUUCCCGAGCGCAAGCAUUACGGAAACCACCUCACGUAUACGGGCUUUGGGGAACCAAACGAAUCCCCCCAGCGUAUUGACUUCCUGUUUGUUCAAGAGCCUCGCACUGCUGAAGUAGAGACGUUUGGCGUGCUGGCAAACAGCUUUGACGAUCAGAUCCGGUUCUCGGAUCAUCGGCCUGUUGUUAGUGACUUGCAGAUUCGAGUCUAG